Messenger RNA from Sciurus carolinensis (gray squirrel), 899 nucleotides. RefSeq names its product basic leucine zipper ATF-like transcription factor (gene Batf). The record is from RefSeq and is a predicted model, not a curated record. The transcript is spliced from 3 exons. Gene Ontology annotation, molecular function: DNA-binding transcription factor activity, RNA polymerase II-specific; RNA polymerase II cis-regulatory region sequence-specific DNA binding. The coding region runs from base 196 to 573 and encodes 125 amino acids. Gene Ontology annotation, biological process: regulation of transcription by RNA polymerase II. Lineage: Eukaryota; Metazoa; Chordata; Mammalia; Rodentia; Sciuridae. Gene Ontology annotation, cellular component: nucleus.
CCUGUGGGGAGCAGUCCCCCUGCACCCCGGAGCAAGGAGGACGCAGGGGGUGGAGGUGGCUGCAGGGCCAGCAGGGGAGGCACCUGUGGAGGGUGGAGGGCUGGUGGGCCAGGGGCAGUCAGGACGGGAGGCCAGCUGGUGACCAGAGAGCCACAGGCGUCCGGGGCGUGUGUGAGGGCCCGGAAGAUCUCAGCCAUGCCUCACAGCUCUGACAGCAGCGACUCCAGCUUCAGCCGCUCGCCUCCCCCUGGCAAGCAGGACUCUUCUGACGAUGUAAGAAAAGUUCAGAGAAGGGAGAAGAAUCGCAUUGCAGCCCAGAAGAGCCGGCAGAGGCAGACGCAGAAAGCCGACACCCUGCACUUGGAGAGUGAAGACCUGGAGAAGCAGAACGCAGCUCUGCGCAAGGAGAUCAAGCAGCUCACAGAGGAGUUGAAGUACUUCACGUCGGUACUGAGCAGCCAUGAACCCCUGUGCUCAGUGCUGGCCACCAGCACACCCUCGCCCCCCGAGGUGGUCUACAGUGCCCAUGCCUUCCACCAGCCUCACGUCAGCUCCCCGCGCUUCCAACCCUGAGCUGCCUUCCGGACCAGGGGAGAGCAGAGCCCCCAACCCCCGAUGCUCCAGCAGGUCUCAGGAGGGGCACACGGACUGCGGGCAGGCUGCCCUCAUCCCUCAAGCCCAGAUGGGGACUGAACACAAGGACUGUAGUGGACAGAGGGGUGUGAGGCCUCCCAGCAAGUGGCAACCAGUCAGUAUGCACUGGACCUCCAAGUGGGCAGAGGCUCAAGGAGUCAGUGAGAAACAGGAUGCCCGAGUCCCAGGCACACAGGGAGGAGGGCAGGAAAGAAUGAGUUUUCUAAAUAAAUGUAUUAAAAGAAACCAGUUUGACAAGGCAGUGU